UCCGCUGCCCUGUGCUCUCUAUCCCCCGGCGAUCAGACAGACACGGAUAGGGGAUAUCUCAGGAAGGUUGGGCAGGAUGGGGAGACAGAUCAGCUGUUGAUGAAGGAAGUCUGACGUAGAUGCUGAGCCAGAGGAGAGCCCAGGGAGCAGCAGCAGUAGCAGCAGCAGCAGGAGUGGGGCUGUAGAUGCCCUCUCCACCGGUCCAGCCCCCCCUCAGGCAUCUGUGGGAGAGCCGGGUCAAAGUGGAGACAGUUCCUGCUCUGACUCUGACAGUCCUGUAGAUUCCAGCUCCUGCAAGGAGGAAGAGGGGGAGGACGAGGAAGACCCAACAAUGUUCUCCUCCAAAUUCCUUAGUGGGGCAAACCCCCUCAAUGCCGUGUCCUCUGCUGUAAAUAAGUUUGGUUUGUUUGGAGAUGAUGGUGAGGGGGAUAAAAAAUCACCUCCCCAGCAGGGGCAAAAGCAAUCUGGAGAACAGAAGCCAACAGCAGGCUCUGGAAAAGACCAUCAACAGCAACCGCAUCCCCAUAAACCAGGCCAAUCUCCCCCUAUGCAAAAGACCCAACAACCUCCCAAGCAAGGUUCACCACAGCUACAUGGAAAUGGACAAACUGGCCCCUCAAACAAACCUGCUGGGCAACAAACAACUUCAAAGACAGGGGCUCAACCUGAAGUCCAGCCUAAAGGAGAACCCCCCAAAAACCAACCUAUACAGCAAAGUUCUCCUAAACCUGGAGCUCAACAACAGACAAGGAUGCAGCAACAAAACCCCACUAAGACUGGUGCACAAGGGUCAACAAAGGUUGGGUCUGAGGUUGGAAAACAACAGCAGGCAUCACCAAAAAUUGGGCAGCAACAGCAUGACUCGUCUAAGGCAGGACCAGAGCAGAAAGGCAUCAGGGCCACAUCCCAACAGCAGUCCUCUGAUAAGCAAGGGAGUAAGGGACCUGGUCCAACUGGCAUGACACAAGCAGGGUCUUCAUCACCUGGAACAGCUAAAGCAAGAUCAGGGUCAACAGCAGUAGCAAAGCUUUGCCCAGUGUGUAAAACAACACAACUUACAAAAGAACCAGCUAACCAUAAAACCUGUACACAGUGUAAAAUGGAUGUGUGCAGCUUGUGUGGCUUCAGCCCUCCAGACUCUAAUGCACACGAGUGGCUUUGUCUUACUUGCCAAAUACAGAGAGCUCAAGGAUCUUCUGAACUGCCAGGACCUCCCAUGAAAAACCCCACACCUAACAAAAUGUCUGGUCCCCAAAAACAGACACCAUCAGCUGCUGAGCCUGUCAAAAAGGAAAUAUCAGCACCAGGUUCACCGCAGAAAAUCCAGUCUAAAUCAACAAAAGUGCCAGAAAAGGCAGAAGCUGCUAAAGGACCGGAGGCUCAAAAAAAAGGCAGUCCAGCACCUGUUCAGAAAAUGACACCUGAGGCCCAGAGAGCAUCAGGAUCUCCUAAGCCACACCAAACUAAUCAGACUGAACGCAAGCAAAGCAGUGCCACCUCAGCACCCCAGCAGCAGUCAGGAGGUUUAUUUGGCUUUGGAGGUACUAAAACUGAAACUGCAAAGACAGAAGAUUCAGUGACUGGAAAGAUGUUUGGCUUUGGUUCGUCUAUUUUUAGUUCUGCAUCUAAUUUGAUAGCUUCUGCUGUUCAAGAUGAGGCUAAAACAACUCCACCGGUUUCUCCUAAAAUGCAAUCUUCCAAGGAGACCAAACCGCCUUCUAUCCAAAAGUCAGAACAAGACAAGAAACAAGAACAACCUCAACAAGCAAAGGUUCAUCCAGCUGGACAGGCAAAAGCAGAAAAAUCCCUGCCAGUCACUCCAAAGACAGCAACAACUUCCCACACUGCUCCGACUACAAGCCAAUCCACUUGUCCUCUCUGUAAAAUAGUGCUUAACAUGGGCUCGAAGGAUCCUCCCAACUACAACACAUGCACUGAAUGCAAAACCGUUGUCUGCAAUCAAUGUGGUUUUAACCCCAUGCCAAACGUUAAUGAGGGGAAGGAGUGGCUAUGUCUAAACUGCCAGGUGAAACGGGCUGCUGGAGGAAUUGAACCUCAAAUUGAUACAUCUUUGGGAAAAUCUUUCAAAAAGACUACUCCCACACAGCCUACACCACAGAAGACUAAUGCACCAGGCUCUCCCCAGAGAAAAGUACCAACAUCAGCACCACAGCCAGCAAAGACUAAAGAACCAGACAGUCAAAAGGCAGUCAGCCCAGCUCCUGGUCAAACAGCAUCUCAGGAGAACAAGAAGACACAACCGCAGCAGACGAAUCAAACUGUAGGAAAGCAGGAAAGCACCACUAAAGCUGCACAGCAAGAGUCCGGAGGCCUCUUUGGUUUUGGUGGUGCUAAAACUCAGCCUGAUGCUACAAAGCCUGCAGAUUCAGUGACAGGGAAAAUGUUUGGUUUUGGUUCCUCCAUUUUCAACUCUGCAUCUACUUUGAUUACCACAGCUGUUCAAGAUGAACCUAAAAGUACACCACCUGUUUCUCCCAAGAUGUCUGCUGCAAAGGAUUCUAAACCCCCCACUUCGAAAUCUCCUCUUCCAGUCAAGAAGCUGGAAGAGGCCAAAAAAACAGAGGAACUACAGAAAGCCAAGGGCUCACCACCAGUACAGCCAAAAGCAGACAAGCCAUCAUCAGAGCAACCAAAGAAAGCAUCAGCUCCACCAGUUGUUUCCAAGGCAGGCCAGUCUACCUGCUCUCUCUGUAAACUGGAACUUAAUGUGGGCUCUAAAGAUCCUCCCAACUAUAAUACUUGUACUGAGUGCAAAAACACUGUCUGCAACCAGUGUGGAUUUAAUCCUAUGCCAAAUGUUAAGGAGGUGAAGGAGUGGCUAUGUCUCAACUGUCAGAUGCAGAGAGCACUUGGAGCAUCAGAACCUCCAGGAACUCCCAUGAUGAAAAUACAGGCUUCACCGAGUAAAGUCACUGCACAAGACAGUGCCCUAAAGAAGGAAACUCCCCCAGUGGAUAAACUUCAAAAGAAAGAGAAUGUGACAUCUGCUGAAUCUAAAUUAAAGGAGCCCUCUCCAUCAAGCUCACCUCAGCGGAAAGUGCAAAAGCCAGGAGAACAGCUGGCAAAGACUGAAGAUGUGAAAGGAUCUGAAAGUCAUAGGCAGGCCAGUCCAGCUUCUGGUCAGAAAAAUGCACAGCAAAGCUUGAAGACAGGUCCUCAGAAGCCAACAGAUCAGAUAAAUCAACCAGGAUCUAAAAGGGGUAGUACAGCAUCGACACAAGGGGAAUCUGGAUCGUUCUUUGGCUUUGGCAGUUCUACAACUCAACCUGAUUCUGCAAAGACCCCUGAAUCACUAGGUGGAAAAAUGUUUGGCUUUGGUAGCUCCAUCUUCAGUUCUGCAUCGACUUUAAUAAACUCAGCUGUCCAAGAUGAAUCCAAAAAGACACCACCAGUGUCUCCUAAGAUGUCUUCUGCACGUGACUCCAAGUCUCCCACUGUCAAGAAACUGGUACAGGAGAAAACAUCAGAGCAAACACAAAAAGACAAAGGUUCACCAUCAGUACAGACAAAAGCAGGCAAACCUCCUGAAGAGGCAUCCAAGACAGCACCUGCAUUGCCUGUCGUUUCUAAGACAGGCCAGUCAGCUUGUCCUAUCUGUAAACUGGAACUCAAUAUGGGUUCUAAAGACCCUCCCAACUACAACACCUGUACUGAGUGCAAAAACACUGUCUGCAACCAAUGUGGAUUUGAUCCUAUGCCAAAUGUUAAGGAGGGGAAGGUGUGGUUAUGUCUCAACUGUCAGAUGAAAAAACCAGCAGAGCAACCAGAAAAGCCACCGCAGAGCCAAAAGACAGGACCUCAAAAACCACCUGAACAGAGAAAUCCAACUGAAAUCAAAAAGAGUAGUAUUACAUCCACUACACAAGAGGAGUCUGGAGCUGUCUUUGGAUUUGGCCGUUCCACACCUCCCUCAGAUUCUACAAAGCUUGGUGAAUCACGGGGUGGAAAAAUGUUUGGCUUUGGUACCUCCAUCUUCAGUUCGGCUUCGACUUUAAUAAACUCAGCUGUCCAAGAUGAAUCCAAAAAGACACCACCAGUUUCUCCUAAGCUUCCUGUCUCAAAGGCGAGUGAAUCACCAUUUGUUCAGAAGCAGGAGCAGGAGAAGAAGGCUGUGCAAGUUCAAGAAGCCAAGACCUCUCCCCUGAUACAAGCCAAAGUAGAGAAAGAGCCAGCUUCACCAGCUCUUCCAAAGGCAGGCCAAUCUACCUGUCCACUCUGUAAGAUGAAACUCAACUUUGGCUCAAAGGAACCGCCAAACUACAGCAAAUGCACUGAAUGCAAGAACACUGUGUGUAACCAGUGUGGAUUCAAUCCAAUGCCAAAUGUGUCAGAGGUUGGUUAUGCAGAAUGGUUAUGUCUGAACUGUCAGAUGCAGAGAGCUCUUAGUGCAGCUGAACCCACAGGGCCUCCUGUGAAACACCUCCAUGGAGAUAAAAAAAUUUCUCCAUCUGCUGUACAUCAUAAAGCAAUAGUUACUGAUCAAGUGGAAACUAAAAAGGAAAUAAAAUCAGAUGCAGCUCCUAAGAUGGAGACUCCAGGGGCUUGCAUACUUCAAAAGAAGGACACAGCCACCCUAGGCUCUCCUCAGAAGACACGGUCCACAGCAGUAGCACCUUCAUCUAAGGAGGCUAAAGGACCCGAAAGUGAAGGACAUCCUAGCCCAACUCCUGGUGAGAAAAAGCCUCUUGAUAUUUCAGUUGCAUCAGGCCCUGAGAAACCAACUGACCAGGGAAGUCAACCGGGAUUAAAACAGAGUAAGGUCACCACAGUCACACAAGAGGAGUCUGGAAACCCACUAGGUUUGGGUGGUAAAAUCGUAACUGAUACUUCAAAAACAACAGAAUCCAUCAGUGGAAAGAUGUUUGGCUUUGGAUCUUCCAUUUUCAGCUCAGCAUCCACUUUGAUAUCAUCUGCAGUUCAAGACGAAUCACGGACCACACCACCAAGCUCUCGAAAAAUGUCUGCGCCAGCACAAGUCUCGCCGAAGAUGUCUGCUGCAACCAAGAGUUCUCCAAAAAGUACACCAACAGUUUCUCCCAAGAUGUCACCGGCAAGGGAGCCUAAAACUCUUCCUCAGAAGCCAGAACAAAAGAAGAAACCAGAAGAAUCCCACCAAAGCAAAGAUGAUAAAGCUCUACCACAAGUAGCAAAAGUGUCUCAUAUGGCUCCUAAUGCAGGCCAGACAACGUGUCCACUGUGUAAGGCUGAGCUUAACAUAGGCUCCAAGGACCCACCUAACUAUAACACCUGCACUGAGUGCAAGAACAUUGUCUGCAACCAAUGUGGAUUUAAUCCCAUGCCAGUAGGAGAGGUAAAAGAGUGGCUGUGUCUUAAUUGUCAGAUGAAAAGAGCAGUAGGAGCUUCUGAGCUUACUGGACCUCCAUCACUAAAGUCACAAAUGUCACCCAAUAAAGUUUCUUUACCUGCUACAGUCCAGUCCAAGGAAUCUUCCAAACUGACUACUCCUCAAACAAAGGACAGUCCAGACACAGCUGUACAAAAGCAAACCUCAGAAGCAGUCUCCCCACAAAGAAAACAAUCAACAGCAUCUGUGAAACAGGCUAGCCCAGCACCUGAACGUAAAACAUCGGAAGAAAAAGCGAAAACAGCUCCUGAAAAAGUCCCAGAUCAGGCAACCCAACCUGGUCGUAAGCAAACUAAUGCCAAAGCAGCAACACAGCAAGAGUCAGGAGGCUUCUUUGGCUUUGCUGGUCCUAAGCCUCAACCUGAAGCUGCAAAGUCUGCAGAGUCAGUGAGUGGAAAAAUGUUAGGCUUUAGUUCUUCAAUCUUCAGUUCUGCAUCUACUUUGAUAACCUCAGCGGUUCGGGACCAGCCAAAAACUACUCCACCAGUUUCACCUAAGAUGUCUCCUGCAAGGGAAACCAAAUCUUCCACUGUAAAGAAACCAGAACAGGAGACGAAAUCUGAUCAACCAGAGCAGAUAAAGGGUCCACCAUCAAUCCAGUCAAAAGCAGAAGAGAUGAAACCCCCUGCUUCCCAGAAGCUGGAGCAGCAGAAGUUAACUGAGCCAUCCCUGCAGACCAAAACACCAGCAUCAAGACAGGUGCCAUUAGAAUCUCCAAAGGCAGCAGCUUCCCAAGCAGCUGUCAAACCAGAUCAGUCUACCUGCCCACUCUGUAAGGUCAAACUUAACACUGGUUCCAAGGAGCUGCCCAACUACAAUACCUGCACUGAAUGCAAAAACACUGUGUGCAACCAGUGUGGAUUUAACCCUAUGCCAGACGGAACUGGGGCAAAGGAGUGGUUAUGUCUUACCUGCCAGAUGCAGCGGGCUCUAGGAGUAACAGAGCCUCCAUCAGUAAUUUCAGUGAAUGCUCAGACACCUGCAAAACCCCAAAAGAAAGAUGUCACCAGCCCAGCUGAACCUGAAAAGAAGGUGUAUUCAGCACAGCAGUCACCUCAGAGGAAACUAUCCGUAACGGCACAGCCUGCUACAUCUGAGACUAAAGUCAAGCCAGAGGUUCACAAACAGGCCACCCCGGUUUCUUCUCAGAAAAUACAACAGAAGCCCCAGAAAACAUCAGCUCCUAACAAAUCACCAGACCAAAUCAGGCAGCCUGAACGUAAGCUGAGUACUGCCACUCCACCACCACGAAAAGAAUCGGGAGGCUUCCUUGGAUUUGGCAGUGGUAAAUCUCAACCUGAUGCUGAAAAGCAGGCAGAGUCUGUGACGGGGAAAAUGUUUGGCUUUGGUUCUUCUAUUUUCAGUUCUGCAUCCACUUUGAUUACCUCAGCUGUUCAGGACCAGCCUAAGACUCCACCAGUUUCUCCCAAGUUAUCCCCUGCAAAAGAGAUCAAAUCCCCUGCUACCCAGGAGAAAACCAAGGCUGAACAACCCCAGCUGAUCCAGACACCACCAUUAGUCUCAGCCAAAGUUGACAAGGCUCCAUCAGAACCUCCAAAAACAGGUGAAGCCUCCCAAACCACCGUCAAACAAGGCCCGUCCACCUGUCCACUUUGUAAGGCUGGGCUCAACAUAGGGUCUAAGGAUCUGCCUAACUACAAUGUCUGUACUGAAUGCAAGAAAACUGUCUGUAACCAGUGUGGAUUUAACCCAACACCAAAUGAAACGGAGAUGAAGGAGUGGUUGUGUCUGACUUGCCAGAUGCAACGAGCCCUCACAGCAGCUGAAUCAGUACAGCCUCCACUGAUGAAACCUCAGGCAUCACCCAGCAAAGCAUCCGCACCUGCCGCUGAGCAAAAAGAUGUCUCUGAGACUAAAACGAAAGAUAUUAUUCCCACACAGAAAACAGACGUAUUAGAGAAAAAGCAGAAAGAAAGUCCAAAACCAGAGGCACCAGCAGAGAAAAUGGAUAUCGUACAUCGAACUCCAGAUAUCGUUCCACCUGCAAAAGACACCACAGCUACUGUUUCAGCUGAAGCAAAAGAGGAGAAAGUUAGUUCACUGCCUGCCAAGGAUGUUCAAGCCAUCACUGCACCUCCAAGCGAAGAAAGACAACUGCCUUCCCAAGGUGCACCUGUUAUCACUAAUGCUGAAACUUCAGCUAUGAAGAAAAGUGAUCUCACACCAAGUUUUCCUCUGCCUAAAGAAGAUUCAGAAAAGGAAAACAAUAAAGUUGAAACACUUCAGAAAACAGCUGAACAGCUGAUUAUAUCCUCUGAUCAAAUACAGGAAAAACAACCCCUAAGCAAAGAAUCACACCAAGUUGUUGCUCAGAAACCACAACUGGAAAAGAAGCAACCUCAGCCAGUCAAGGCUCCUCUAUCAGAGCAGACAACAGUGGAUAAAACACCAAUAGAGUCUGAAAAACCAGAAGCUGCUCCCAAAGGGGCUCACUCUACUUGUCCACUCUGUAAAGCAGAACUCAACAUGGACUCCAAAAAUGUUCCAAACUACAACACCUGCACUGACUGCAAGACCACUGUGUGCAACAAGUGUGGAUUUAGUCCUAUGCCAAAUGUAACAGAGGUAAAGGAAUGGCUAUGUCUCAACUGUCAGAUGCAGAGAGCACUUGGAGCCUCUGAACCUCCAGGCCUACCAAUGAUAAAACCACAACCUUCACCAAGCAAAGAGGUCCCUGCCAGCACACAGAAGACAGACAUCUUGACAGCUUCUAAGAAAGAUGUUUCUAAGCCAGAUGUACCCAAAGGUGACCUUGUUAGCAUUCCUGCAGCCAAAGAAACUGUCUCCCCUGUCAAUAUUGACCUAACUAAGGAGGUUGCUCCAAAAGUUGCUUCAUUGCCUGACAAAAUGAUUUCAUCCACUAUCAUAAAGACGGAUGUUUCGCAAAAGCCUUCUGCAGAGACUCCCAAGGGACAGCCAGACACACCCCAGCAACAAACUCCAAAAAUUCAGCCUGCCGCUCCCCCUGAUUCAAAGACAGAAAAGGCACCCCCUCAACAGGCUCCAAAAGCUGCAUCUUCUUUAGCUAAGUCUGCUCUUCCAUCAGACCAAGAAGCAAGAAAGGCACCCCUUCAACAGCCUCCAAAAGCUGCGACCCCUCCAGCUAAAUCUGCUCCAUCACCUGUUCAGCCUGCAAAACAGGAAUCAGGAGGCUUUUUUGGUUUUGGCAGUCCUAAAACACAGCCUGCUGCUGCAAAAUCCGCUGAGUCAGUGACAGGAAAGAUGUUUGGCUUUGGGUCAUCGUUCUUAAGCUCUGCAUCCAAUUUAAUAACAUCAGCUGUUCAAGAUGAGCCUAAAACUACACCACCAACGCCACGUAAAAUGUCCACCACAGCCAGUGUCACUCCUAAAACUACACCACCAACGCCACGUAAAAUGUCCACCACAGCCAGUGUCACUCCUAAAACUACACCACCAGCCUCUCCUAAAACAUUACCUGCAAAGGACACCAAACCACCGCCUGUCCAGAAAACAGAGGAGAAGAAACCAGAGAAACCACAGCAGGAUAAGACUCCUUCAACAGUUCAAGCCAAAGUGGACAAAGUUCCAUCAGAGCCCCCUAAGGUGCCAGUAGACACCCAAGGUGCUUCAAAAGCAGAUCAGUCUGUCUGCCCACUCUGUAAGGUGAAACUUACAGUGGGCCCCACAGAUCCUCCUAACUACAACACUUGCACAGAAUGCAAGACAACUGUCUGCAAUCAGUGUGGCUUUAAUCCAGUACCAGAUGAUUUAAAGGUAAAGGAAUGGCUUUGUUUAAACUGCCAGAUGCAGAGAGCCCUUGGAGUAUCUGAAGCCAUUGAACCUACUGUGGUGAAACCCCAGCCCAUGCCAAGCAAGGUUUCUACACCUCCUCGCUCUGAACAGAAGGACACACCGACAUUAGUCCAGAAGGAGAAAGCUGCAGAGUAUGCAGAUGUCCAAAAAGAGGCUACUCAAGUAGUUCAACCCAGAAAAGAAAUUCUCAAAGGUGAGGCUCCAGUGCCAACUGCAGUCCAAAGGAUGGACAAAGCACAGCAAGAUUCUAAGGAAAAGGCACAAGGACAUGCUCAGGAUGUGGCCAGCCAGCCAAAGCUUGUGGAAAAACCCCCACAAGGACAGAUUUCACAACCUACAAAGCCAGAAGUAAAGUCAGGUUUCGCAAAACAAGAAGCUGGCAAACUACCACAACAGCCAUCAAAGCCAUUGACCCAAUCUCCCAAGCCUGCCCCACCACCAGCUCAACCAGCGAAACAGGAGUCUGGUGGUUUCUUUGGCUUUGGUGCCCCUAAACCUACUGUUCCAAAGCCUGCUGAGUCAGUGACUGGGAAGAUGUUUGGUUUUGGUUCAUCAAUUUUAAGUUCUGCAUCUACAUUGAUAACCUCGGCAGUUCAGGAUGAACCUAAAGUUACACCACCUACUCCACGGAAGAUGUCCACUACAACAAGUGUCAGCCCUAAACCUACACCUCCGGUUUCUCCUAAGAUGCCCCCAGUAAAGGAUAGUAAACCACCGGCAACACAGACACCUGAUCCACUUCAACAGGCCAAGGCUACACCAUUAGCACAGGACAAAGUGCUUCAGGUUGCUCCUAAAGAAAGUCUGUCUACCUGUCUGCUCUGUAAGGUCAAACUCAAUGUGGGAACGAAGGAGCCACCCAAUUACAACACCUGUACUGAAUGCAAGAACAUUGUCUGCAAUCUUUGUGGAUUUAACCCCAUGCCUCAUACAGCAGUGAAGGAAUGGCUGUGUUUAAACUGCCAAACUCAGAGGGCUUUGUCAGGACAGCUGGGAGACUCAGGAAAAAUGCCUCAACCUUCACCUCCACCUGCCAAGUCAGAGACCCAGGCCACACCAGUAACCACAAAGGCAGAGCCCAAAACCACCUCAACGAAGUCAGAGACCAGGCCUGGACCCACAAAAUCACAACCCACCCCCGUGCCUGUUGAGACAGCACCAACAGUUUCAACCAUAAAAGCAAAUGUAGACUCAACAUCUCUCAAAAUGGAAACAAUGCUUACAGCAGCGUCUACACAUAUUGAGCUUGAGACGACACCUUUACCCACCAAAGAAGAGGUUUUAAAGCAACCUUUGACAGAGGUAACACCAACGAUUGACGUUCGAGAUACAGAUGUUACCAAGAAAGAAGAGGUACCAAAAACAGAUUUCAGCACGACAAAAUUACGCAAAACUGAAGAGUCUAAAACGGAUCUUCAUAAAGUUGAAUUUGAAGCAGGAGUAGCUGAACCUUCUUCAGUUCCAGUUCCUGACGCUUCAGUUGUCUCUGCGUCCCCUGUCACUCCAGAGGUUGCAGUAGCUCAAGUUAUUCCAGAGGCUCAGACAAAACAAGACCUGUCUGUUGCAGAGAGGAUUAUUAAGGUGGUAGACACUGAUGAUCGCACCAUCCUGACAGACUCAUCAAAAUCUUUGCAGCAAAUUAUGGUGCAACCAGAGUCAAAAGAACAGCAGCAGGUGGUUAUGGAAGGAGAUGCAGUCACAGUAACUGACAGCAAAGAAUUUGCUGAUGACUCUGCUGACAAAAUUACCAACAUCCUCUCAACCAUUGAGUCGCAACCAGUCUCUCCAAAAAGAAAAGAUGAAGAUGAAGACAAAGAGCUCAGUAAGAAACGAAAAGACUCUCUUUCCACUGCGGAGGUGCCUACAGAUGUCCCUGUAACAGCUACUAAGCCCAAAUCCAAACCAGAGGGUCAUGAUGAAGAGCAACCUCAGAUUUUACCCAUAUUACAUGAAUUGAAUGAUGAAAUAGUGAGUGGUGCAAGCAAAGAUGGUGCAGAUUCUUCUAUACCAGCAAAGGAGCAGAUAAAUGCUAAAAGAAGGCGUCUGAGUUUCCAAGCAAUGGAUGAAAGCAGUGAAAGUGAACUCACACCCUCACCAUCACCUAAAGUCCAGAGAAGGAAACUAAAGGUGAGCAAUAUUUCAUCCAGCAGUGAGGACAUCAAAACUGAGAGUGCUGACUCCUCUGUGGAAGACGAAGAGUUCAUCCGCAAGCAGAUAAUGGGUAUGGGUGAUGAAGAAGAAAUGUCUGUAUCAGAAGAUGAGAAAGAAAAGAAUUUGGAGAAUGUACAAGCUAUAAAGGAUACUGACCUUGAUAAUACAUUGGUGACAGUCAAACCACUUUCUAGAAAAGGUAGCACAGAUAAUGAAGACAGCCCAGCCAGGAACAAAGCAGUCCCAAAAACUGACAGCAUGACUGCUCAAAGCGUGCCUGAAACAUUACCCAGAACUACUUUCAAGAAAGCAAUUCCAGUCAUGAGACAAAGACAAAGCACAGAUGAAGAAAUAGAAAGCAUCACAGAAUCUGUGUCAAAGGGUUCAUCUAGUGUUCAAGCAUCCAGUUUUACUCCAGAAUCUUCACCUACAUCAGCCUCCUCCCUGGAAGAGGAUAGUGAUAGCAGCCCUAGUCGCAGGAAACCCAGUGGGGACAAACAGUAUCGCAAAGGUAAGCACAGGCAACCAACUCAGCCUCUUCCUACCAUCGAAGACUCCUCUGAGGAAGAGAAGAUGGGACCCCAUGGACAACUACUGUCCCCACACAAAGAUUCUUCCUCCACAGAGGAUCUGAAAGAAGUCACAGUUAUAAAGGAAACUCAUAGAACAUCUGGCUCGGAGUAUUCUGCCAGUAUAGAAUCAGAAUCAGAAGCCACUCAAGCUGUACAGAGAGGACGUAAACCUUCACCAACAGUCAUACCAUACACCCUUUCUGAUCCAUUUAUAGAAAAGGACAGUGUGACAAAAUCAUUAAAGAGUGCAGAAGAAGCAUACGAGGAAAUUAUUCAGAAGACUAAAGCUAUUCCAGGAGACAGUCCACCUGAUAUUGAGCCACUCUAUGGGGGGAUGGCAAUAGAGGACUAUCUUUAUGAAUCCUUAGUUGAGGAACCUGAAAUUAAAAUGAGUGAAUCUCGGGAAGAACCCAAAAAUGAUACUGGCUCUGAUUCUCUCAAAAAACUCAGGUCUCCUGAGGAGGUUUAUGAGGAGAUGAUGCAAAAGAAGAGAGAGUUAAUGAUGAUAGAGCAUGAAUUUCAGCAGGCACAAAAUGCCAUGGAAUCUUCUGCCUCAAGCGCUUCACAGGUCACUUGCCCUCCCUCAUUUGCUGAAACUUGUGUAGUGACUAUAGAAGAGACAUACCCAACUGAAAAACUUGAAAUGCCUCUUACAGAAACUGAAACUUUAAGUGACAUGUCAGCAAAGAAAAAGAAGCGACCAGCCCCUCCACGCCCUUCUGAGCCCCCAAAGCGUCCUGACAUAACUGUUGUCCCUAGUACUCCUAGUGGGGCUAUAAGUUUUGUUAGGCCUAUGAUUCAACAAGAUCCUGCAUUAAGGAAAGCAUUGUUCCCUAUACCAGACCUCAAGAUUACUCAGUGUUCAUCUGGGGAAGAAGAGGAUGACAGUCUUGCAGAUGACUAUGGCAUUGGUAUUUCCUCUGACAUUACCCCCAGUGAUGACUCUGAGACCAAAGAAGAACCAUGCAUAAGCCCAUCUUUGUCUGAAACUGUUGAGAUGGAUCCUAUAUGUGUAGUCUGUGAAAUUCCAGAGCCAAAACCUAUUCCAACUCCAAUAUCAGCUCCAGAACUAACUACAACACCUUCUCCUGUAUCACCAGUGUCACCUCCAACCUCACCAGCUAGUGCAGAUUCCAGUUUGGCCUCUAAUGCUACAUCUUCAUCUCCAUUCCAGGCUCAAACACCUCUUUCAUCAGAUUCAACUCCACUGUCUACACCAACACCUUCUGCUUCAUUUAAAACACAAUCACCUCCAGAGAUCUCCUCACCACUGCCUGCCACAGAUGCAGGAGUACAAUCUAAUGAAAACUCAGUCUCUUCUUCUCCAGUUACAGUUAUAGUUACAAUACCAGAUGUUGUGUCUGAUCCAUCCAAAGUGCAAACAGCUACAGCCAUUCAAGUUCAGACUUCUACAGUAGAAGCCAUAACUGCAUCACCUGUUGUGGUACAAAUGCCAGACUUGGUUUCAUCUCCAUCUCAGGUUCCUGACAACAUUCCAGCUAUUUCACAGGUCUCAGCACCAAGUCCAGCACCUUCUGUUGUCUCCAUUCAUUCUACAACCCUAGUAGCAGCCCGACCUGUUGCAGUCUCGGCUCCAACAUCUGCCAGUCUUUCCACUUCUGUCACUCUAGUUUCAUGUCCUGAACCAGUCAUAGUGCAGAUGCCUGACCUGGUUUCAACCACAGCUCCCAUACCAACACAUCCCCCAUUACCAGUCUCACCACUUGUUACUACCCCAGCUCAAGCUGAAACUAAAGUGGUACACUCAGUCCCUGUACAAUCAGCCAUCCCAUCAGUCAGUCCAGUGGUAGUCCCACCUCUGGCUCAAACCGCCCAGAUGCCUUCAGCAGCAACAGCUUCAACUACUAUAGUCAAAAAGAAGGUCCCGCCUCCUCCUCCCCCUCGAUCUACUUCGGUAUCAUUACCUGAAACUAAUAAAGAUGUUCCUUUUGUAAAACCUGUUGAGCAUGCCACUCGGACUACAUCACCUAUGGGAACCACAGCUGUUGGACAGCCAAUGCAAUCUGUUGUUGUGGAUAUCCAACCAAGAAUGGAAGCCAUGAAAUCAGAUGGUGGAGUUGUACCUCAGUUAGUAACACCAAAUAGACAGGGGCAUGUAGUUAUCAUUGUCCCCAGUGUAGAGAACAAAGCUUUGAUUGAACAAGCCAGAAACCAAGGUAUACCUAGCAAAGGGCCAAUAUCUUUCAUUGCUUCUGCUCCAUAUGGUAGCCAAGUAGCCCCACAUUCUGCUUCAGAUGUGUGCAGUACAGAUAUAUCUUCACUUCCUACUAAGGUGGCAACAGUGCAGGAAGUUGUAGCUCCACCCAUUUCACCUAAAGUUAUAGACACAGUAGAAGUACCCAUUACAGUUUCUAGUCCAACACCUCCAUCCACUUUACCCAAACCAACUGUUCCAAAGCAAUCAGUUCCCACUCCAGUGACAACUGCUAAAGCAAAUUUCACACCAGUUCUUUCUGCAGCUUCUAUUCCUAGUCAGACUACCAAGCCUCCUCCACCCAUACCACCUAAACCUGUAUCAAUUCCAGCUGGACUGGUUUUCAGUCAUAAACCAGGAGAGAGUGUCAAGCCACCUCCUGUAGCUCCCAAAGCGGCAACCCUCCCCAGGACAAAAGAACCUCCAAAGGCUCUAUCACUUAGUCUGACAAGACCUGUGGAGUCUAAGUUGGGUGCAACAUCUCCUAAAUCACCUGUAUCUCCUAGACAUGCGAAAUGUUUACAAACCUAUGUAGUGAUAACGCUUCCAUCAGAACCUGGUUCACCAACAGAGUCCAUAACUGUCCAAGCACCUGUAAGAAGAGGGUCCAUCCCUUCCACAAAAGUGUCAGGAAUACGGACAACACCAUCAGAGCAGAAAGCACCCAUUGAAGUAUUCUCAGCACAGGCUACAGUAAGGAGAGCCUCGGUCCCUACUGUAAGGCAUCCACCUCCAAUAUCUGUAGCUUCAGCUGUCCCUGAACAAAUGACAACUUCUGAGGUAGUAGUUUCUGAAGUCCAAGCUAAAACAGACACUAUGCCAUCUGUAAUGCUGUCAUCGCUUCCUGUAGUUGAUAUCGUAACAUUGCCAUUAGCCCAGGAAACUUCUGUCCAAGCACAUACUGUGCCUUUUCCAAUUAAGAAACCAUUUGUGCACCAGGAGCAAUCAAUGACUCCACCACUGUCACAACCUAAAACACUGUCUGAGGUCAUCACAGUGUCCCCAGAGCCAAAAAUUCUCAUUCAUCCAGUCCAAGCCACAAUUACAGAGAUCAUAACAGUUCCAUCAGAAAGUUUAAGUGAAGCACUGGUUCCUCAGGCUCCCAAACCAACCAUACCUCUCCAGCCAGAGCCUCUGAUUGAAGUUUUUUCUACUUCAUUGCAGCCUGGAGUAUCUUUUGACAAACCUGUAGCCCAAGAUAGACCAUCUGCAACUGUUUUUGAUGCACAAGCUGCAGCCCAAAUUGAAAUGCCACAUACAGACGAGGAUGUACCUACUGAUGUCGUUGUUGCAGAAGCAAUUUCAUUAAGAUCACUGAUACCAGGUGUUCAGCAAAUCCCUGUUGAGCAUCCACUUACAGUAUCUGAAGCAAUGACUCAUUCGAAAGAUCAAGAAUUGGCCACAGGUCUUAACUAUAGCUGGACCAUUUCUGAACCCUCACCUGUUCUACAAACUAUUCAACCUUCAGAAGUUCUGCCUGCAGUGACAGAACAUCUGCCUACUCAGCAACCACUUCUUGUAGCUGAAGGGGUUUUCCUCCCUACCAAGUCUGAUGUACUCACAGAAGUUAUUACAACUGAUGCAGCUGUUAGAAUACCAGAGAUAGCAAUGGUACAUCCAUUACCGCAUCAUCAACCUGUGGUAAGUGAAAUUACCCCUGUUGAGUUAAUGCCAUUAACUAUAGACGAUAAGAAGAUAUCUCCUACAGCUGCUGAGGAAACACCAUCACCUCUUAUCAUGGAAGUUGAACACAUAGUUACACAUCCAAAUAUACCUCCUCAUAUAUAUAUUCCAAAGGUCUGUGAAGGAAUAACAUCCUCAGUUAUGACACAUUCAGUGCCACCACUGGCAUUGCAACCUCAAUUUGAGCCUCCUUCACAAAUUAUAACUAAGGAUGCUGAUCUCAUAGCUUCUUCAAUAUCAUCAUCCAUGAUACAACCUCAGGCUGGGCCUGGAAUGCCAGUUAUGACAACUGAGGAAACCACCCAUAAGAGGAGGACAUCCAUAUCUUCCAUAGUACAGCCAACAUAUGCCACAACUGAAAGAUUUACUUGUCCUACAGAGUAUGAAAUGCCCAGACAAGUGGUUACAGCUGAAGCCUUUGCUGCCACCAGAAGAGAAUCCAUAACCAUGCAGCAACCAUACCAAUUAGCACAGGUAGUAAACCUGCCAGCUGAAAAAGAUGUUUCUAAUGAUGGUUAUGCUGUUCAGCUCCCCUACAGAAGAGAAUCUAUUCCAGAACGCCAACCACAUGCAUUGACUUAUUCAUCAGAAUAUGAUCACCCUGUGGAGCUAAUAACCACUGAGGAAUACACCGCGAGGACCUCACGGCCCACAGUGCAAGACAUUCCACAGAAUGUUUCUCCAGUCACCAUCACUAAAAUUCAGCAAGAGUCUAUUGAAAGCCAGGAGAUAAGAGGAGCAGAAAAGGUGGUCUCUAGUAUGAGCCAUAUGUAUUCAGCUUCAAUUUCCACCUCAGGCCAGCCACCUGAAAGCCUUCCUAGCCUAGUUACUCAAGUAGUUACCACUGAGGUCCAGAGGACCACUGUUUCUGUUGUCCAUGAAAGACUUCCACAGGUCCCUCCACCUAGUGUAGCAAUAACUAUACAACCAGACAUUGCUAAAGUCCAACCUGUACCCAAACAGAAUGGUAAAAUAUAUCCUGGUGAUGUUAUUGAUUUACGUACAAUGAAGGUUGGUAUAAAGAUGACUGCGCAAGGCAUGGACCUGACUCCGCCUGAAUCAAGUCGACAGUCUUUUUCAAGUGACUCUAGUGGCCGUCAAAUUACAGCAGUACAGCCGGAGAUAGUAAAUCUUAGUCCAGCAAUUACCCCAGCAACCACACUGUCUGUUGUCACUGACAGCAUCACAAUUGUCACAUGCACAGCUACUAUUGCUUCAUAUAGCAACACUCCAGCAGAGAAACCGCUUGAUUUGCAAGGCCCCGUUACAUCAUUGCCACUAUCCCUCACAACAUACAAACCAUUUGAGCCCUUAGCACAGAUCGUAUACAGACCUGUUAGCACCCAACCCAUGCUGAGUGCUGUAGCAUCCACAGCUCAAGAUAUACCAAUUAAUCUUUCCUUUGAAGCUCUUGUGUCCUCUGGAGCAAAACAGCCAUUGACGUCAGUCCCCACACUUCUCAGCAAUGGAGGGCCUGUCCUUUCUCUAGAGGCCACAGAGGCCAUGGAUCUGACAAACUACAAACCAAUGAGAGCUGUGGUAGCAUUGUCUGGUACAAGUCCAGGAGUGGUGACCACUGUUGUAGAGGAUGAAGGGACCCCAAUGGACCUUACAGCAGGAAGGCAUAGUGUUUGCUGUGAUGUAAUUUACAAGCUACCAUUCACGGGAUCAUGCAGAACACAGCCUCCAGUUACAAGCCAACCUGAUAACCGUUUUGGCUACAGAGAUGACCACUAUCAAUAUGAUAAUGCUGGACUGUAUAGUAUCAAAGGAACUAAUGGCAUAAAAGCAUCAGUGUCUGAAACCAACUUGACAGAGGCAGGACUGUUUUCCAUGGUUCCUAAAAGUGACUAUGACUACCUCAGUGGCUCUUCAGAUGGCGCUAUAGACCUCACUGCAGCUAAACUUUCUGCUGGUAAAGCACUAGACUACACUAGCAAAACGACUGGAGUCUACCCUUUGAUGACUACUGCUCAAUACUCCCAGAUCCCUGCAGCUGGGUUUGGUGUAAAUAGUGCUCUAAGGACAUCAGAUGGAAUAGUUUACUCCUCUGUUGCUGCCCCAGUUCCAUCCACAUAUGCAAUUACGACUCAGCCAGGUUCUGUCUUUAGCACAACCUUAACACCCACAUCAAUAGUCCACAGCCAGCCAUUACCACACCCAUAUGGCUUUAUCCCCACUACAGACCCUGGACAGAUAAUUCCUUUUGACUCUGGGCUAUCUAAAGAUUUUCUACCUACAGCUUUGGCUGACAUCAUAACUGGCUAUCCAGAGAUGUACUCUGAUGCCACCCUGGAAGCUAUUGCUGCUUCUCUGGAUGCCCUAGCUUCUUCUCCAAUAUUCCCUGGCUUAGAUAACACCAAAAUGGCCCAGUAUCAGAUGGAGAGGGAAUUUCUAGAGCUAGAGAAGCUUAAGCAACUAUGUCUUGCAGAAGAGCUGGAAUGGGAAAGGCAAGAAAUCCAGCGAUAUCGAGAACAGGAACAGCUUAUGGUCCAAAGGGAGCUUGAGGAACUUCAGGCUCUGAAACAGCAGCUUCUCCUUCAGCAAGAAGAGGAGCAUCAUGCCCACAUGGUGGCUCAACAGGAGACCUAUGCACAGCAGAAAGAGCAGUUGCAGCAAAUUCAGCAGCUCCAACUGCAACUCCAGCGGCAGCUAGACGAGCACUAUGGUAGUACUGGUCCCACUGGAAAUCUUCUAGAUGCUAAAUAUGCAGGUGUAGGAGACAGUGGCCAGUACUGGCCAGUCAGAGAUGAGUCUACGACUCCAUCUGCUGGGACACACAUAGAGGAAAGUCAAGAUUUAGUAAAGCUUCAAGCUGAUCAGGACAUAGGGAAAAAAAUAAUUGAUAGUGGGGUGCAGACAGAUGAUGAAGACUCAGCAGAGAAACAACACGUUGGAAGGAGAAAGAAAAAUAAAAGAAACAUUGAUAGCUCAGCUCAGACUGACGAUGAAGACCAAGAUGAAUGGGAUGCUCCAACAAAAGCUCGGCGACGCUCUCGAAAGCAUAGCAGUGAUGGAAAACAUGGCUCCAAGGUCUCUAGCAUUGCUAUCCAGACAGUGGCAGAGAUAUCUGUCCAGACUGAUCACUCUGGAACUAUCAAGCGACCUAAUGUCCAGAUGGACACAAAAGUAGAAAUCAUUAAACAUAUAUCAGCUCCAGAGAACUCUCAGAGAGGUGGAAGUCUGAGCUGUCAGACAGACUCAGACAGAAGACAUGCUCCCACUGAGGUGGGCUACAGCACACACCUCUCAGCAGACAUCCCCGCUAAGUCCAAAACCUUCUAUACUACAGUUUCCCCACUGUCCCCAGAAAAGUCACUUGGAGGACAGAGAAUGUUGACUGCAGACCCAACCAGAUUUUCUUCUGGUCCUCGGAUAUUGAAGGCUGGUCAAAAAUCUCUAUCUGACCCUAAGUCCCUUAGUCCUUCCACAGAAGACAGGAUGGGUGGAUACUAUGCAGACAGCUAUUCUAGCCGAGGCUCUCCCUCUAGUACAGGUAAGAAGGUAAAGAGAACACUGCCAGAUCCCCCUCCUGAAGAUGACUCCCUCUCAGGACGGUCAGGCUACAGCACCAACUCUGCUCGACGCCGUCUAGCUCGUAGUACAACUAUGGCCCGGGCAAAGAUCCUGCAGGACAUUGACAAGGAGCUCGAUCUAGUGGAGAGAGAAUCUUCUAAACUUCGAAAGAAACAGGCUGAGUUAGAUGAAGAAGAAAAAGAGAUUGAUGCCAAGCUACGGUACUUGGAGAUGGGUAUCAACCGUCGUAAGGAGGCCUUGCUGAAAGAAAGAGAGAAGAGAGAAAGAGCCUAUCUUCAGGGUGUGGCAGAGGAGCGAGACUACAUGUCUGACAGUGAGGUCAGCAACAUCAGAGAGACCAGAGGUGAUGGUCUUGAGAGACCACGGACAGCUCCCCAGUCGGAAUUUGAGCAAUUCAUCCCCCCACAGACAGAAGCUGAUUCCCAGUACAACACACUAACUAGUCCCUACUCUCACUAUGGCCAGUAUGUUCCCCAGACCCAAACCACUAGCCACUACACCCAACAGAACAUGUAUCAGCAACAAUCACUUUACCACCAACAGGUGUCUCCUUACCCAACCAUGUCCCUCUCCCAUGCCCAGACUCAGCCAGGCAGCUACCAACAUGCUCUGCUCUUGCAGCAGGGGAAGCAGCGACAAACAAACCUGUCUGAUUUAGAGCCCAAAAUCACCACUAACUAUGAGGUGAUACGCAACCAGCCACUGCUCAUUGUGCCAACUUCCACAGAAAGUGGAUAUGGAGUGGCUCACCUAGGGGGCAAGUAUGGAAGCUUGGACUUGAGGUUAGGACUUGAGGAGAGGAGCAUGGCCUCUAGUCCCAUGUCUAGCAUUUCUGCUGAUUCUUUCUAUGCUGAUAUUGACCACCAUAAUGCCAGGAAUUAUGUGCUGAUAGAAGACAUAGGGGAGCUCACCAAGGCGUCAACAGGGCUGAGCAAUACUGGCUUGGGUUCUGGAUUCAACUUGCCUGAUAAGGAGAUGUCCAAGGCAGACAGACUCAGGCGCACAGCAGAGGUGGCAGAAUUUUUAGGCUCAUCUCGGCUUCAGAGUUAUGGCAAAGGAGAAGAUGAUACUAUGGAAGAACCUUAUGAGCUGAAGCUACUGAAGCAGCAGAUCAAGCAAGAAUUCCGACGAGGAACUGAGGGACUCGAACACUUGACUGGUCUGGGCUUACCACAAUAUCUCCCCAGUGACAGCAAUUUUCGCCAUUUCCCUAAAGGAGAGAAAUAUAGCAUUGGCAGGCUCACCCUUGAAAAACAGGCUGCAAAACAACUCCCAGCGGCUAUGCUUUACCAGAAACAGAUGAAGAACAAAAAGGCCCUUAUAGACCCUAAGGCCAUCACAAAAUUUUCCCCAAUUCAGGAGAGUAGGGACCUUGAGCCUGAAUAUGGUAGCUACAUGGGAUCUGGAGCGUCCUCUGUGUCCAGUCUGGCUGCUAGAGCUAGGCUACUUCAGGAUGAGAUUACAUUUGGGCUAAGAAAAAACUUGUCUGAGCAACAAAAAUAUUUAGGCUCCUCCUUAGGGGCCAACCUGUCUGGUUCUCUUAAUCUUGGUCAGUCUCUUGGACUUGGCUCUACUAUCAGGGCAACUGCCCAUGAUGAUGGCACCUACCCAAGUGGUACCCGUUCUCGCCCCUCCUCCCGACCCUCUUCAGUCUAUGGUUUGGAUCUAUCUAUUAAACGGGAUCUGUCCAGUUCUUCAUUAAGACUUAAAUCAGAGGGAGAGGUUCUAGAUGCAGCGUUUGCCCCUGGGGUAGCCAGAGCAAAACCCACUAGUUUACCUAUAAGCCAAAGCCGUGGACGCAUCCCCAUUGUUGCUCAGAACUCAGAGGAGGAAAGUCCUCUGAGUCCAGUGGGGCAACCAAUGGGUAUGGCUAGAGCUUCAGCUGGUCCUCUCCCUCCCAUUUCUGCUGACUCCAGGGACCAAUUUGGGUCAAGCCAUUCCCUCCCAGAGGUACAGCAACAUAUGAGAGAGGAAUCUCGGACUCGUGGCUAUGAUCGAGACAUCGCAUUCAUCAUGGAUGACUUGCAAGGUGCCAUGUCUGACAGUGAAGCACAAAGUGAGUCCAUGUUGGCUUUGAACAGAGAUGAUGCCAGAAUCUUUCAUGAAAGUAUCAGACACGCUGGAGGCCCAAACUGGAAUAUAGAAGCCUACCACCUGAGAAGAGAGGACACAGAUUGGUUUGAUAAGCCAAGAGAAGGGCAUCCUCAGAGCGGGAGUGUUUCAGACAGGAGACAGAUGAAACUCGUGCCUUAUGCCUUCCCUCACACUCGCAUCAAGCUUAAGAGAGACAUGAAGGACUCCAGUGUGUCAGGUAAUGGACUUGGCAUCCGUGUGGUAGGUGGUAAGGAGAUUCCAGGGAGUUGUGGAGAGAUCGGAGCGUACAUUGCCAAGGUCAUCCCUGGUGGGGUGGCAGAACAAACGGGGAAAGUUGUGGAGGGAAUGCAGGUGUUGGAGUGGAAUGGAGUCCCUCUAACGGGAAAGACUUAUGAGGAAGUGCAGUCUAUUAUGGGCCAGACAUGUGCAGAGGCGGAGCUUUGUGUGAGACUCGACCUAAACAUGCUGUCUGACCCUGAGCACCCACAAGCCCUGGAGCACCAUGUCCAGCUUAAGGCUGGUGGACAGCGUUCCCCCGGUGUGGAUCCUAAGCAGUUAGCUGCAGAAUUGCAGAAGGUGUCCCAGCAGCAAGCACCUUGUAUGGCUGGAGUAGGAGCUGGGGGAUUGGGGGUCCUGUCUGCACUAGAGCGCUCUGCCCUCCUCCACUCUGGUACUGGAUCGGCUGCCUCCAGUGGGGUGCCAAGCCCUGGCCAGCCUGCAUCCCCUGCAAUAAGCAAGAAGCAGCGACACAAGCAAACAGAGAUGAUGAAGAUGCCUCAUCCCAUCACAGGAGAAAUUCAGCUCCAGAUCAACUAUGACAGAAAUCUAGGAAAUCUUAUUGUCCACGUCCUGCAAGCUAGAAACCUGGCCCAAAGGGAUAAUGAUGGCUACUCUGACCCUUUUGUGAAGGUCUACCUUUUACCUGGGAGAGGCCAAGUCAUGGUUGUCCAGAAUGCAAGUGCUGAUAACAAGAGAAGGACCAAGUAUGCCCAGAAGACCAUGAACCCAGAAUGGAAUCAGACUGUCAUCUACAAGAACAUUCAUCUGGAGCAGCUGAAGAAAAAAACGCUGGAGGUGACAGUGUGGGACUAUGACAGGUCCUCCUCCAAUGACUUCCUUGGAGAAGUACUGAUUGACUUGUCAAAUACCACCCAGCUGGACAACACUCCUCGCUGGCUGCCUUUGAAAGAGCAGAGUGAAAGCAUUGAACACAGCAGAGCCCACCAUGCUGCCCAAGGUCCGUCAGGGUCUGGGUCAAGUCAGGGACAUGGCCAGGGCCAGGGCCACAUUUCAGGUUCUGGACAGGGGUAUGGAAUGGGUCAGAGUCUAGCACCAGGGCAGGGAGAUGGGAGUCAUGAUUCACCUAAAAACUCUGUAAUCAAGAGCAGAAGCCAUGGAAUCUUUCCUGAUCCAGCUAAAGACAUGCAAAUGAUGCCUUUGGAAAAGUCACACAGUAGCCCAGGCAGUUCCAAGUCUUCCUCCGACGGCCAACUACGUUCCCAUGGCCCUUCCCGAAGCCAAAGCAAGAGCAGUGUCACUCAGGCCCACCUUGAGGAUGCUGGAAUAGCAAUUGCUGCUGCUGAAGCUGCCGUGCAACAAUCCUGCCUGCAACCAAGACCAGGACACCGGCUGAGUGAUGUUUCAGGGUCAGUGGUACUAUCUGCCCCGAGCCUGGUUGGAGACGCUUAUGGAGGUCUGGAUAGUGAAGAUGGAGCAGGCACAGGAGUGGACAGUGCCAUUUUUCAAGUGCCACGGAUCGGUAAGACUAUUCCUAAUGGCACAGACAAAAACCAACUUGAGACUGCAGAAAAUGAAGCUGGUAAAACACAAGUAAUGGGGGAGAUCAAGGUUGCUCUCAAGAAGGAGGUGAAAACAGAAGGGGACCAACUGGUCUUGGAGAUCCUUCAGUGCAGAAACAUCACUUACAAGUUCAAAAGCCCAGACCACCUGCCAGAUCUGUAUGUGAAGUUGUAUGUGGUGAAUGUGGCCACCCAGAAGAGGAUCAUUAAGAAGAAGACGAGAAUUUGUCGACAUGAUAGAGAGCCUUCUUUCAAUGAGACCUUCAGAUUCCCCCUAAACCCAACUGGACACUCCAUACAGCUUUUCUUGGUGUCUAAUGGAGGGAAGUUCAUGAAGAAAACCUUGAUAGGUGAAGCCUACAUCUGGCUUGACAAGGUGGACAUGAGGAAGAGAGUGGUCAGCUGGCACAAGCUGUUCGUCAGUUCCACUCAGACCAACCCCUGAACACCACACCAAAAAGAUCCAGAUGCAGCAGAUCAGCCAACACUAAAUGCAAAGUGCAUAGUUCAGAGAUGUGACAAAAAAAAUGAAUAAGAGAAUGAGAAUAAGAGCAAAGAAAAAAGAUUCCUUUAAUUCGUUGCUUCGGUUUAUAAAUCAUAAAAUAAAGGUUUAUUAUGUGCUACUAACAUUGCAAUUAUAUCAGUCCAACACUGCCAGCACAUUUCCACCUCUUCCCAUUUCAAGUCUCUGCUGGUUUUGGAUUUAACAUGCAAACAUAAAAAGCUGGCACUGAUAGACACUCAGCAGCAAUAUGGCUUUGAGGGCAGUGACGUCUUUCUUACCACAGUUCUAUUUCCAUAAUCCACAUGAGACGCCGAGAUGUGAUUCUGCACUACUGAACAAACAUAUCUAACAAAGGGAAAGAUGAAAAACAGAAUCAUGGAAUUCAUUUUAUUUCCUUCAUAUGAGAGACGUGGUUGUGCUACGAUCGUGAUGUGUGUGGAUUUAAGUGGUCUUGGAAUAUUAACUGAUGAAGAAAUGCAUACAUUUUUUGUACAAUAUUCUUUCAGUUUCAUUGAAAAAGGAAAAAAAAACACAAUAAAGAGCUUAUGUAGGCCUGAGUCAGACAGUUGACCUUUGCUGUGGGAUGAGGAUUAAAUGUACAGCACUUCUGAUUGUAGAUAUCCCACAUGCAAAUAUAAGAGCAUAUCAGAGAAUCACAUUGUACAGUGUGACGUUUAUAUAGUAUACACAGAUAUCAGAUGCAGAAUAUAUCUAAAUAUAAUAUACAGUAUAAGAGUUGUUCUCUUGUCACUAGAUUAUAUAUACAAAUAUAUAUAAUAUGGGACAGAUACAGACUUGUUAGAUUGAGGCUGUGAGUGGCGCACUGACAAUCCAGUAAUCUAUGGUGUAGGCAGUCACAAUAACUAUUAUGUGAAUGUGGACCUAUGUGAGCUCAAGGAUGUUAAUAAUCAUGUUCAGUAGCUCCCUUGGUUCUCUGAUCACACUAAUGCACCACUAUAUCGAACAGGGCUGUGACAGAAUAAAAAUAAAAUCCAAGGUCAAUGACAACCUCUAGUGGCUGAUUACUAUUUUACUAGCAUGAUAUUGUUAGGAAAGAUUAGAAUUAAAGUUUAAAUUAACAAUGAACAGCAUCUGCUGUGUUGAAUGUUACAACUGUGGAAGGUGAGUUUCACACAUCCGUCUCAAGUGUACAACAUUUUGCUUUAAGAUUGUUAUAGUGGCUCAGAUUUUGCUAAUAUUUCCUUCUGUGUAGUCCAUCGUCAGACAUGUAAUUCAUACAAUAUGUGUCAAAAUCCUCUGUAGAUCUGCAACUGUCAUUACUUCAGUAUGACAGCCCUGCUGUCUCUGUGUUAGUAAGUCCCUCUGGUCUGAGUUUUCCCUGAAAAUUAUUUCAAAAGGAAGAAAAAAAAAUGCUUUACCAUUCAAACGUCAAGGUUCUUUUGUGUGUCUGGCUGUACUGUAAAACACUUAACUAUUUUGUGUCAGUGACUCCCAUUACAACACAUUGAACCAGCCUCUUUCACUGCCUGCAACCAAAACACUCAGGCCCACUGGCGUACAGUGAUGUAUAGGAUCAAAUGAAAGCAUGGGGCCUAGUCUCAGUACUAAGGUGUGAGUAGGUGACCCAUGUAUUUAUCUGUAUUCGUCUUACAAUGUUUUGUCACCUUUACCUGUACAGAAUGAAAAAUUGACCCUCAGAACUACUGUUAGUGUGUUUAGGCACAUCACAAAGCCAAUGCAACUAUUUAUAAUAUAUCACUGGAGACUACAAACAUAGAGCAAGAUGUCACUUAUCGCCUAUAAUAAUUACAAAGUAAAACAAACAAGCAAACAAAAAAGAGAGUAUAGUGAGGAAGAAAACAAGGUUAAUUUUUCAAUGCUGACAAUUAUUUUGUUGUGCCAACCGUGAUUUAUGUUUAAAUUCUUAACAGUUAUAUUUCUUUUUUACAUUCCAGAUCCAUUGUUUCAUUUGAAGUAAUUCUAUGCAACAUAUACGUUUGAAUGCAUUUGUGUUUUUGGAAUUAAAAUGUUUUAACUGUGAACAUAUGUUCUCAAAAUAACUGUAAGAAAAUAACUUUAAUUUGUACAUCGAUGAAAGAAAAUAUGAAAUACUCUGAUUUUUUUACUGAUUUUAAUAUAUAUUGACGUUAACGGCUGUUAACAUCUACAUGGAUCUUGUGCACUUUAUUAUUGCGUUGUCUCAUUUGUUCCAUCAUGACAUGCGGGAUUACGUGUUUUGUGUUUAUGCACUGAAAUGAACUGAGUCAUGGUGUAUGUGAUGGCAGGAAAUAUUGUGGUGUGCAUUUUGUAUCUAUGUGGAAAAAGAAAAAACAUGAAGACACACUGGGGUUCCUAAACGUAAUGCACAAUGUGGGGGGGGGAUAAAUAUCACUCUAAACUGCAUCAUGCUCUCAGUGUACUUAAAAAAGUUUGUGUACACAGUACAGUAAAUAAGACAUAUUAUCUCAAUGCUCAGCCUUGACUGUUCAACCCCUGUGUUUCAUUAGACUUCACCCAAGCUAAAUACUGUUUGUUUAGAUCAGCUGUUGCCUGUAAUCGUGAAUCCAUUCAUUUGUUGUUGUUCUGAGGGGUGUGAAUGUGACUCAAGUUGUUUGACAUGUGUACAUAAAGUGUUUAUUUUCUACAAAGAUUGAAUGUUUAUAUUGUCCAAAGUCUGAGCAUGUGAGUGUUGAAAAAAAAAAAUCACAAAAGACAUAUAAUUGUACAGCAGUUCAUGUCUAUAGCUGUAAAAGGGGAGUUGACUGUGUAAUCAAAACCUGUGCUGUCAACCAAUGACUAUGUGUGCAACUACGUCCCGUAAACUGCUGAAACAACACAAAGGGGGAAAAAAAAAUCUACUCAACUUCAAUAGUUGUCUAAAACUUUAUGUUUUGGAUGUUGCAUGUUUUGUUGAUGGUUUGUCGGUAUAUUUUGCCUAAAGAUUACGUUUAAAAAGAGAGAGAAUAUGUAUAGAUUUAUCUGUAUGCUGAGUGUAAAGAAAUAUGCUUGUAAAAUUGUCUUGUUUUUCACUCAGUGUAAAAACAAAACAUAUACUGUUAUGGUUUUGUGGUUGUACACAGGAUGUGUUGAGAUAUGCAAAUCGUGCUGUAAAAAAAAUCAGCGUUUCCCCUGAGUCUAAAAGAAUAAAUAUUAAGAAGAGUUAUAUUGCA
This is a messenger RNA of Maylandia zebra (zebra mbuna), 26868 nucleotides long. NCBI's taxonomy places the organism in Eukaryota, Metazoa, Chordata, Actinopteri, Cichliformes, Cichlidae. The record is from RefSeq and is a predicted model, not a curated record.